Colias croceus (clouded yellow) is the source of this 5970-nucleotide messenger RNA. It is a transcript of the gene Tmtc2, whose product is annotated as protein O-mannosyl-transferase TMTC2-like. Gene Ontology annotation, cellular component: endoplasmic reticulum membrane. The record is from RefSeq and is a predicted model, not a curated record. The coding region runs from base 304 to 3198 and encodes 964 amino acids. The transcript has 11 exons. Gene Ontology annotation, biological process: protein O-linked glycosylation via mannose. Gene Ontology annotation, molecular function: mannosyltransferase activity; protein binding. NCBI's taxonomy places the organism in Eukaryota, Metazoa, Arthropoda, Insecta, Lepidoptera, Pieridae.
UCUCCUCGACAACUCGGCUAUGGCCUCGGCGUGCCGGCACGCGUCACACCUCGCGGCCCUUUGUAAUGACAGGGUUAUUAAGCCGGUUUAAACACAUCACUAUCGAAAGUGGCGGGCCGACGUGCUGUGAAACGAAAUAAAUAUAAACUGUUUUAUGACUGACGAUUAUAAACAUUGGGACAUAUGAUUUCAGAGCGGGAGAUUCGUUUGUGUCUAAAUAAGAUGAAUUUACAAAUGAAGUGAACAAAGGAUUUUAAUUAGAAGAAAUGGUGAUAAAUAAAGUGAUGUAGCGAGCACGUCACAAUGGAUCAGUGGGUGACGGCGGCGAGUUCGCUUUUGGCGUUCCUGCUGUACUACAACACGCUGGAUGCCGGAUUUGUUUACGAUGACAGGCGGGCCAUUCUCUCCAACCCGGAUGUCAUCGGGCACACUCCGAUAAAGUCUUUGUUCGAAAACGACUUUUGGGGAACGCCGCUCACCGAUCCGGGAUCUCAUGGCUCUUAUAGGCCAUUGUGUGUCGCAACAUAUCGCCUUAACUACGCCUUUAGUGGCUUUAAGCCAUGGAGCUAUCACUUCCUCAAUAUCCUUUUUCAUUCCACGGCAACAGCACUCGUAGUAAUAACGGCAAAACGCUUGUUACCAUCGUAUUGUAUGAGAGUCGGAACGGUUGUCGCCGGGUUGACCUUCGCAGCACAUCCCAUACACACAGAGGCUGUAGCGGGAGUUGUAGGACGAGCAGAUUUAGCCGCGUGCAACUUUUUUCUACUGAGCUUUCUUCUCUACACGGAACAUUUGAGGAUCAGAAAUGAGAGCCAUCGGCGGAACUGUCGGCACAACUACAAACAAAUCGUCCGACCUUUUGAAACCGUAGAUCAAAAUUUUCGAUUAAGUUGUCAUGGACUGGUACAACACAUAUUGAUGAAUGUGAGAAAAUUGCUGAAAGCGAGCAAAUCUGGACCAUUGAAAGUGUUGAAUGUGUGUGAAGUUCACGUUGAAUCAGUGCAGCUUAAUAAGUGUCAUUGCAACGGUUGUGCCAGUGAAGAUACUAGUGAAUUGUUGCAAUGGUGUACUUUAGUGGGAACACUUUUAUUCGCGACAGCUGCGACGCUGUGCAAGGAGCCAGCUGUAAUGGUUGUGCCUCUAUGUAUUAUAUAUGACUUUUUAAAAGACAUUCGACAGGAAGAGCCGUAUUUAAAGUAUCGGUGGCGUAGCAUCUGCGCUCUGGCCACGGGCGGACUCACAUUAUUAUACUGGCGAUUACGAAUCGCCGGUGCUCCAUCAGGAUUCGCCGCCGCCGACAAUCCAACAUCGCGCGAUGCUUCCUUUUUUACUAGACUUUACACCUUCACUUACCUUCCAGUUUUCAAUUUUUUUCUCCUUUUAUACCCAUUUCAAUUGAGUUUCGACUGGUCCAUGGACGCCAUUCCACGAAUCACGUCCCUCUUCGAUAUCAGAAAUAUGUCAUCGUUAUUUUUCUACGCCGCAGUAUCUAAAGUAACGUGGAAAAUAUUCACGAGUGAAAUAAAGAGGCAACAAGAAAAGAAAGAAAAAUUUUAUAAAAAGCAAAAUAAGAAUAAGCAGAAAUGGAAUAAUAACUGCAAACACUACAGUAGGAGACAAGACUGCAGCGAAAGAAAGAGCAACAUGCCACAUAAAGAAAACGCGUCGUCGAAAAGAGCUUUGUGCCCGUGCAAUGGCUGUAAACACGCGCUCACGGAGGAGCACACAAACGUGUGUCGAGCCAUUAACAACAAUAAUAUUAUGCAUACCUCUUCAUGUGUAUGUCCGACUGUAUACGGCAAGACGAAGACUCAAAAUCAAAAUAAGUACCCGUAUCGCAGUCCCCAAAUAGCGAUGCUAUUAUUCACGGCAUUUAUGGUGCUCCCAUUCGUGCCAGCUAGUAAUAUUCUUUUCUACGUUGGCUUCGUAGUAGCUGAGCGUGUUUUGUAUAUUCCUAGUGUUGGUUUUUGCUUAUUGCUCGGCCUGGGUGCGGGCGCUUUGACAAGAACUUGGCGGCGUAAUGAAUUGCGAAGCCGUAUUUUUAUGUUCACGUUGUUAGUGACUUUAUGCGCCAUGUGUGGCUCUACGCUACGAAGAAAUUUAGAUUGGCGUGACGAAGAAAGUUUAUUUCGAAGCGCCUUACAUAUUAAUCCGCCUAAAGCUUACGGGAAUCUGGGCAGCGUUUUGUCUACACAGGGAAGAAUUGCAGAGGCUGAGGCUGCGUUUGAAAGAGCACUGAAAUAUAGACCAAAUAUGGCCGAUGUUCAUUAUAACUUAGGAAUUUUACAUCAGAAUCAAAGGAGAUACGGAGAAGCUAUCAAAAGUUUCGAGAGGGCAAUUUAUUUUCGACCUUCCAUGGCUUUGGCAUACGUGAAUCUCGGCACAUCACUGAUGGCGGACGGUAGAUUAGCGGAGGCCGCCAGCGCGCUCCGGGCCGGCGCCCGUGCGGAAGGGGUCCGCGUACGUGACCGGCGCGAACACGACGCGGCGCGCGUGUCCGCGUUAGUGCAGCUCGCUGCCUUACACUCGCAAAGGGGACAUUGGCACAAGGCGCUCACAUCCUACAAAGAGGCUUUACAAAUACUCCCCGUCACAAAUGCGCCCAUCGUCGGUUGGACGCGACACAACGUCCUAACAAUGGCGGGCGAUAUUUAUGUACAAUUGCAACAAUGGGCCCUGGCUGAGCACAGCGUUUUAUCUGCGUUAGCUCUCGCACCUGAUCACGCGGCUACGCACCUAAGCCUCGCUCAAAUUGUUGCUAGAAAUUCGAGCCGGAGUAUGGAAGCAGAAAUGUGGUUUAAAAAGGCAAUAACUUUAGCACCUCAUGACCCAUCGAUACGAGAUCAGUUUGGUAUGUUUCUAAGAUCACAACGCAGAUUACGCGAAUCAGCGGAACAAUUAGUGACAGCUGCUAGAUUAUCGCCAUCUGACAGUUCGCGGGCUGCGGCCGCGGCGCGUGCGCUACGAGACGCAAGGAAGUGCCGCUCGGCUGAACGCUGGUACGCUAAAGCUGUGGAACUUAGUCCUAAUGAUGCGGAACACCACUCGAACCUUGGCGCAAUUCUGCACCUCAAUGGGAAGUACAUCGCAGCCGCCACUUCAUACAGACGAGCUCUUCAACUGAAACCUAACGAUGAAAUCACUAUUACCAAUCUCAAGAGGGUUAGAACACUAAUGAGCAAUCAACGGAAUAAAUGAUCACGUCAAUUGCCAAAUAAGUUAUAUUAUUACGAAACGUUUUGUAUUGUACCAAUAUUGUACAGUCGCCAUUAAAGAUGUCAAGUGUGUUCUAAAUUAAAUGUAUACCAAUUACUUCGUUGAAUAUAUUAUUAUAAAUCAAACUUGGUGUGAUGUGAAACAAAUAGAAAUCGAUAAUCGAUUUUUCAUUACAAAAGUUCUUUUUAGUGGCGGCUGUACGACAGCGCAAUAUUAAUGGUUAUAACUACUUAUUUGAUUUAAUUUUUAUCAACUUCAAUACAGUAAUCAAUUAUUGGUUGACCCUUGUUAAUAUAAAAAUUUAAUUGAAGUACCCGAAGACUUACGAUUAUGAGACAUGUAAAAUUAGUUUAUUUGUUCUGAUAAUAUAUAACAUUAGUAAUAAACGGAAUAUCUAAGUACAUAAAAGGAUCAAUUAUAGUUAUAACAAUAAAUUGUAUUUGAAAAUAUGUAUAUGUUAUAAAAUUACGCGAGAAGUUUUAUUGGUUUUAGUGUUUCUAGAAAUCGAAAAAACAUCAACGACCAGAAUUUACUUUAUUUUUUUUCGAGUCGCCUUGUAUGUACCUUUUGCUGUUUAAAGGGAAAGAGAAAGUAACGUUUUCAUUCUACGCCUGAAUUCCACGUAAUCUAGAUAAAACAUUUUUUUUUUGUAUUCAUCCAUUUCGUUUAAGCUCUAAAAUACUUUGAAGUUUUUCUUUUGUUUUUUACCAUCUCGUAAUUAAGAGGGUUUAAAGCAUUCAUUUAGUGUAUUUACAGCACUCUUGUGUGAGAGUCUAGUCAGAAAUGAAAGUACAAAUGACGUGCUAAAUCUAUUUUGUUAAACCAACGAUGUAAAACAGUGUGAAAGUCUUAAUUUUGUUUGUUACAAUGACAAUUGAAACUAUUAUUAUUGAGUAUUAUUUUUCGCAUUAUUCUAAUCUUAGCAGUAAUCUUAUCUACCAUUGUCAGUUGUCACUGUAUUAUGUACCAGACUUUUAUGUUUCUUGAUUCAAGUCAUAAUAGGUAAUUUGAUUUCAUUUAUUACCAUUUUAUCUUUUCGUCACUAAGCAAUAAGCAUUAAGCAUAUUUCACUAAGCAUAAUAUAAUCUCUCGUCUCAUUAAUUUUAUUUUAAUAACGCUCCACCGUUAUGAAAUCUAUGAAAUUGUAAAUAUAGUAUAUAUUUAUCAUAAAUAUAAAGUAAUUUUUAUACGCAUUAAUAUUGUAUUAUAACAGUUAUUCCCAUGUGUUGAAUUACUGUCGGGAAUUAUUUUUUAAUUAAUUUGCUUUGUCUUCCAGUAUACUUUAAAAAAUAUUAAUAUAGUAUUUGUUAUCUCAAUAUGGAAGUUGUUAUGUCAUUUAAAAAGUAUUGUAUAUUCAUCUAUGACGUGGCAUUAUUAAAAAUAAUCAAUGAUAUAAAUGACUGAAUGGGUUUUAAAUUAUUAAAUAUUUUUGUAUUACUUUAAUGCCUUUGUUGUUAAUUAAUUAAUAUGAAUAUAUAAAUUGCUAGGUUGGCAGCAUUACUGUGUCUUAUAUUUGUUGUCAUCGAAGCACGUGAAGGUGAUUAAUUAGUUCAUAUUUUAUUUACUAUUAUAAAAUCUAACAUAUCUAUUUAAUAAGAAAAUAUCUCAUUCAUUGUUAUUUCGUGGUAAAAAUGUAAAAAGAAUUUGUAAAUAAUGUUUAAUAUAAAACUCAUGGCAGUCGUGUGUCAUACUAGGUUAUAUUAAUAAAAUAAUUCCCAGAUAUUUUUUGUCAUUUUCUUCUCAUUCUCAUACCUGUGACAAUAAAUGUAUAUUACGCUUUGUAGUAAUAGUUCAUAAUGCCAAAUUAAACGAUCAGUUUAUUUGUAUUUGAAUAAUUUACGUCAAUGUUUUAGGUUUGAAUCGUGGAAGCUUAAAGCUUUUCAUACAUUCGUUCCUUUUAAUGUUUUUGCACGAAUAUUUUAUAAACAUAAGUAACGUAGUACAUGAGAAUAUGGCUACGUGUAAAGACUGUAUUAUUUCAUAUAAGUUAUUUUAUUCAACGGCCUAAACUGCUCAUUUACUGAUAAACAUUAUUGUUUCCUAUAGUUUUAAUUACCAGAAUGGCAUUAUGCAUAUAUUAAUUAUCUUUUACAGCUAGUUAUGAAGUACAUACAUAAUUUUUUGAAUAAAAUAGCCAAAUACAGUCCUAUAGUAAGCAUACUAAGUAUCAAAUGUGCCUCUAUCUAUUGAAUCUCAACUAUUACUGUUCUUUCUGUAAUUUUCAGCGGCGAACUUAUCGAAAUUUAGGAUAUUGCCUGCCUUACUUUUAUUUUUAAAUCCAGAAAUUAAACUAUGGUAAAGUUACAAUGUGAAACGAUACAUUGAAAAUCAAACUGUUGUACCUUAUAUAACUACCUAUAGGCAAAAUAAUAACUGCCAAAAUCCUUUUACAUGUAUGAAAGAUUUAUGCACGUGAUAUUAAAUAGUUACACAAAUCAAAAUCUAUGGAUGAAUAUGUUAUGAAAAUUAAACAAAAGUGAAUUAACAAUUAAUUAUUUCAGGACACUGAUAUAAUAUAACAAUUAUUAGUCACAAACCAUAUAGAAAUAACAUAUUUCUUUACUUCAUAGCUUCAUACUACUACUUUAACUAUCUUAUUUAGAAAUAUAUCUAAUUACGAAUAAUUUAUCAAGGAAUUGUAACCACUAUUGUUUUUAUACUAGUUAUAUUUAUGGUGUUAUGCAAGUGAAACUGCAAAUUCCCAAAGUGAUAUUAUAUGUUGGUAAUUUUGUAAAUAAAAGCUUCAAUAUUUUA